Messenger RNA from Nicotiana attenuata, 1791 nucleotides. RefSeq names its product serine/threonine-protein phosphatase 7 long form homolog. Gene Ontology annotation, biological process: meristem development; meristem maintenance. The record is from RefSeq and is a predicted model, not a curated record. The coding region runs from base 1 to 1791 and encodes 596 amino acids. Lineage: Eukaryota; Viridiplantae; Streptophyta; Magnoliopsida; Solanales; Solanaceae. The transcript is spliced from 7 exons.
AUGGACUUGUCGCCUGUCCAUCAUGGACCAGUCGCGGAUCAGAUAUUAGUGUUACAGGGCGACCAUAGGUCCGCCUAUGUAUGGGAGGGACAUCUAUUGGAUCAGACUCUCCGCGCCAGGAGAUCGGAUGACUUGUGGGACUUUUUGAGGGAGAAAGCUUUCCAUGCCCGCGUAGUCCAUCGCCUGCGUGCUACGGGCUUCCUUAGGAUUUUUGAGAUUAGGCGGAUGCAGCUCGAUUGGUCUCUAAUCAAGGCGUCGAUAGAGCGGUGGCGACCGGAGACGCACACUUUUCACAUGCCCAUUGGAGAAGCCACCAUCACGCUUCAGGAUGUUCAGGUUUUAUAUGGGCUGCGUGUUGAUGGACUGGCCGUUGCACUGCCCCAGCAUAUGAGAGCUAUGACGCGUGUCCAGUAUUUGGAUUUGCUGGGGCAGUAUACUGGUUUCAGACCACAGGGUGAGGCUGCAGUUAGAGGGGGCAGUCGCAUUUCUGUGACAACUAUCAGACAGCAUAUGGAGGUAUUACACCUCGACAUUACCGGCAAGACAGAGGAUCUCCAUAUUGACCGGUACAUGAGGAGUAUGUGCCGGGCUAGCAUGGGCACCCAGGUGGACAUAUGUGGUUUUUUGCCGCUUUUACAGCCACCUCUACCACCACUAGAGCCGGGUGUAGCACCUCCGUUUCUCUCUCUAGCUACAAGGUGGGUUCUCCAGCGUGGGAACUACAGAUGCAGUGAUGCUCAUCAUAAUCUCCCCCUUGUCAGGGAUGUGUUAGAUAUGUUGGUGGAUGGACAGUUCAUCUGGACGCCGUACAGCGACGAGUUGCUAGCUGAUCUGCCCGAUUAUUGCUCGGUCGACCGACUGCUUUGGAGCACUUCCGUCCCGAUGAUGUGCCUCGAUGUGGUGGAGCAUCAUGCCACAGAGCGUGUACUUCGCCAGUUUGACCGUCCCCAGACUAUACCGAUGGAGCCUGCAUGGGUGGCUACACAUUAUCAACGGGAUGAUCGUUCGAGGGUGGACGACGAAUUUUUAGGAUGGCUAGAGGCACAGGUCUAUAUUUGGGACCAGCGAGAGGACUUGAUUCCUCCACCACCUUCACAGAUCAAGGAGGCGACUAUUGAGCUCUAUACGUCAUGGUACCGCCGUCACACCCGACUGAUGAUCGGGAACCCCGUUCAUGUACCUGGCGAUCGGUUCAGACCAUACGCCGGGAGGCACGAGGCAGUGGCUGUUGGGCAUCACAUGUUCUACCAGUUAGGACAAGAGAUGCAGCAACAUGCCGACAAUGCUGAUGUUUUUGAGUUUGUCCGGCGGGUGGAACAGCUGGCUCUCCGGACCCUGCGGCGAGCCAGAGAGGGCGCGAGGUUGGAUCACGAGGCUGAGUAUGCGGCGCCAGAGGAGCACCAUCGGGGUAGGCAUGUCCCACGAGGUAGGGGUCGUGCACGAGCCAGGGCUGCGGGGAACGGCGAGGAGCUAGACGAGCCUUCCAGCAGCAUGCCGUCGUACACCCUUCAGCUGGAUCUGCCAGCAUCACAGGUCACCCCAUCAUAUCCAUCGUCAAUCACGGGUAUAUUCGACGGAGAUGUAGACCAGUUCUUUUCAGGCACAUCUACCGCAGCUGAGGAUCGGCCGACCCGAGACGUGGAUGGCGGGUGCAGGUUGAGUUAUGCCUCAUCCCCAGCGGUUGAUGCGGAUCUACCACAGGCGCAGGAUCUGAGGCAGGUGCAUCUGGAUAUCAGUCCGGCGCGCACACUUGAUUACCACUUCGAGGCUUCACGGAGAGCUGCCUUCUGA